CGACCGACACAUCACCAGUGACGUCCCUGUCCCAGAAUGCAAUCUGGUAAACAGACAUGGAAGCACCAGGAGAAGACCUCCUUAGAAGCUGAGCACUGCAUUCGUUUCUCUCCCACCGUCCUCUUUGUCAUUCACCCCGUGCAUCCAGUUGCUGUUCACCGACCUGGGGACACAUUUAGAGCUCCAGUACCCAGGGCCUCGAUAUCCUCUCUGGUGUGUGCCAGCCUGCAAACACUAAAGCUGAUGAGGAUUGGCUGAUCAAAUUAAAAAUAAACUCCUUGUUUCUUGUUCUAUCAAGCGGAAAGAAUGUCGGAAAGGGCCGAAGAUGACGUCAGGGGGGAGCAGAGCCGAGCGGCCAGGCAGCAGCUGAAGCAGCAGCAGAUCCAGCGGGGAGAAGGCUCCACAGCAAUGGCGACUGUUGCGGAGCGGAGAUCGCUGCCUAGUCCUGAAAUAAUGCUGGGACAGCCUUGGAGCAGCUGGGUCGACGCCGCCAAACUCCACGGACACGACGGUGCUGAAUCGGAGGAAAGUUUCAAAGACUUAGGGAAAAAUCGAGAAGCCAUGCGUUUGUGCAGAGAAGACAUGCCCAUAUUUGGUCAGUGUCCCGCACAGGACGACUUCUACCUGGUGAUGUGCAGCCACUGCGGUCAUGUGGUCAAGCCACAAGCCUUCCAAGCACACUACGAGAGAAGGCACAGUUCCACCAGCAAGCCAGUCUCCACGUCGCCCUUCCCGGUGUUGGGCAGAAACCGAAGUGCCGGCAGCGGACUGAGCUCGGGCUCUGUGGCCGGAGUUCCAAGCGGAGGGAUCCCUGGCCGGACAUCCACCGCCCUCUCCAGCGUGUCGUCGUCUUCGUUGUCAUCCUCCUCCAAUCCCAAAUUUCCGAAAUCAGCCAAAGACAAGCUGCAAACCAUUCAGCGAAGACCCGCCCACUCCACGUGCAGGACGGGCCCAUCGGACAAAAUCCCAGCUGUGAAGGUGGAGAAGAUGCACCUGAAGGUGGAGUCGUCAGCGAAGCCGCUGCAGGCUCCCUCCGCCCCCGCCACUUCCUCCUCCUCCUCCUCCUCUACGCCCUCUUCUAACGCCACUGUGAGCACUGCCGCCAUCACGACUCCCACGUCGUCGUCGUCGUCGUCCUCUUCAUUGCCGUCAUCAUCAUCAUCAGCCCUUAAACCAGGCCUUAACUGUCCCCUCAUACCAAAGCCUCCAUUGCUGGUAUCUGGUCCCAUUCCCAACGGCAAGGGCCUCCCCGCAGACAAGAAGCAAGACAGCAGCACCAGUAGCAAACGCCACGUUAACAAGAAGGUCUCAGAGCGUGAGUUCAAUCCUGAUAUUCACUGUGGCGUUAUGGAUGCUACGGGUCGGAAACCCUGCACAAGAUCACUAACAUGCAAGACACAUUCCUUAGGCCAUCGGAGGGCCGUGCCUGGGCGAAGGAAGCGCUUCGACAUUUUGCUGGCGGAACACAAGAACAGAACGAGAGAGCGGGACAGGGAACGAGAACUGCACCAAACCCAUUCCCAGCAAUCUGCCCCCCUCAGGGACCCACACCCCUCUCCCCAGCUCGCCCCUAGCCAUGACACCCACCCGGUUUCUCAUGGCAACGGACCAGCCCCUGAUACCACAAAGCCUUUGUCACUCGGAAAGCCCAAAUUUCACAGUCCUGGUCUUCCUCGACUGAACAACAGUCACGCUGGAGGUUCCUCUGGGGAUCCGUCAGUAGUCCACGAGUCCCUGCACCAUCCCCAGCCUGCCCCAGACCUUUUAUCCAGACCCUCAAGUGACGAGGGCGAGAACGAGGAGCGGGAAGAUGGCACGGACAAACUGGACUUCCUCUAUUCAGGUUACCACCCUCGACCGGCAGCUUACUGUACCUUUGGGAGUCGACUGAUGGGGAGAGGCUUUUACUCCUUUGAUAGGCGGUGGGACAGAGUGCGAUGCGCCCUGACCACCAUGAUGGAAAAGCAUGUUAACUCUCAGAUGUGGAAGAAAAUCCCCCUGGCCUUGGAGAAUUCCUCUCUCACACCCCUCCACAGGACAAGCACAAAUUCCCACGGUAGCACUCCCUCGUCAGGCUUCCUGAGCCCCCCGGCGACGUUGCCCCAAAGCCCCUACAGCCAAUCUGUCGAGAGCAGGUCAUCGCUCUCCUACGGGACCACCUUAAACGCUCACAGCUCCCUCCAGGGCGGGCCUGAGCACCCGGCCUAUGGCACCACGCAGGCCAGACAAGUGUCUUCGUUGCCACAGAUGCCUUCAGCCCACUUGUCCUCAUCCUCGUCUUCUUCAGCUGCUUCGCUAGCCUCCAGCCGGGCGCUGAAGUCGCGUUCAUCCAGCAGCAGCAGCUGCAGCGCCGCUACCAAAUCAUCUUCCUCAUCCUUCAAGCCCAAGGAGCUCUCCUCUGGCUCCUCUGCGCCUGCCGUAUCGAACUCCACCAGCGGGGGCAGCGCUGGAGCGAACAACAGUAGCAGUACUAGCUUCAGCUCGGGAAAGAAGAGGAAGAACAGUUCUCUCCUUUCUUCAUCCCAUUGCUCUUCUGAAUCCUCUUCUUCUUCUUACGCCAGUGCCCCUUCGUCCUCCUCCUCCUCUUCGUCGUUCAAGAAGAACUGUGCAAACGUGGGCAGCUCAGGGAGCACCUACCAUCACGGCUCGUUGGGAGCUUCGUCGUCGCUGUCCUCCUCCCACAGCGGCGUUCACAGCGUGGGGCUGAACUGCGGCCCCAGCAUGCGGACCAACUCGCUCAGCCUCAAGGCGGAGCCUUCGGCGGGCGGCUCGUCGGGGCCGCCGGCGCGGGGCCCGCCCUCGGGCAGCCCUGCCGAGUCCAUAAAGCGAAUGAGCGUGGUGAUGAACAGCAGCGACUCGACGCUCUCUCUGGGGCCGUUCGUCCACCACCAGCCCGCUUCGUCGUCGGACCACCACGCCAACUUCAGCCACCACUCGGCAGACGGUCGCCUGGAGGCCAAGAAGCGGAAAAGCUCCUCCGCUUCCGGCGGCGUCAACAGCGGAGGCGGAGGUCUGGGUAGGGAAGGAGCAGCAGCAGGAGGAACCGGACCGGGCCGGCCCAAAAUGACCAAGUCCCCCGCUCUUAACAACAUCCAUGGGAAGCACAGCCGGAGCCUUCCAGGGACGCCGGGUCUGCCCAACAACUCUCAUCUACAUCAGCCAAAAGCUCGUCCCUGACAGCGACUUCCUGCCUCUGCGAUGGAAACAGGCGGACAGAGGAAAGUCCAGAGUGGUCUGCAAUCUGUUCUGGACUGCACGAGGCCUUGUGAAAUAAAAUCCACAUGACUCUCAGCUUCCCACAA
This is a messenger RNA of Gambusia affinis (western mosquitofish), 3302 nucleotides long. RefSeq names its product ataxin-7. The record is from RefSeq and is a predicted model, not a curated record. The coding region runs from base 307 to 3177 and encodes 956 amino acids. Lineage: Eukaryota; Metazoa; Chordata; Actinopteri; Cyprinodontiformes; Poeciliidae. The transcript has 13 exons.